Molecule: messenger RNA, 6399 nt
Organism: Podarcis muralis (Common wall lizard)
Lineage: Eukaryota; Metazoa; Chordata; Lepidosauria; Squamata; Lacertidae
Gene: FNDC10
Product: fibronectin type III domain containing 10
Source: RefSeq, a predicted model, not a curated record
GCAACAACCCUGUGAGGCAGGUUACGCAGAGAGCGAGGGGCUGGCCCAACGCUUCAAAGCCAAGGUCGGAUUCGAACCCAGGUCUCGCAGGGGUGGAACUCUACCUACUACACCACACUGCCUCUAUACAAAAGGCACUUUUAAUUGUUCCCACACGCACCCCCUCUUCUUUCCGAUUCCACCUUCCAGACCCAGCGAGAGUUAACCGCGCCGCCGCCACUGCCGCCGGGAAGAGGAGGGCCGCUGGGCGGCGCCCGAACCUCCCGGAUCCCACCCGAAAGGAGGCGCCACCGCCGGCUCCAGCGCCGCCGCCUCGCCCUCUUCAAGUUGGCACUUUGAAAAUGUCUCUGCCGUUUGCCCGGGAAAGCCGAGGUCGCCGGGGUCCCGCCUCGGCCUGCCUCCGGCCGGGGCUUCCCUUUGCGCCCAAGCCCCGCUAGAGCGCGCCGGAUCCCGGCCUGGGAAAGCCCUUUCCCCCGCGCUGCACCUGCUCCUGCUCCUCCAUGCCCCGGCGCCAGCCAUGCUUCUCCGGCUCCUGCUGCUCGCCCUGCUCGGCCUGGGCCGGGCGCCGCGGCUAGGAGGCGUCCCGACGGCUUGGGGAGCCUCAGAGGCGCGCGGCGCGCACCGGGACCCGCCGCUCGGAGGCGCCGAGGACGCGGGUGCGGAGGGAGACCCGUGGUGCCCGUACAAGGUGCUGAGCGAAGGCCCCGACGGCGGCGGAGGAGCCUCGGGGGCGCAGGGCGGGCGCCUGUGUUUCCGCAGCCGGGCGCGGGGCUUCCAGUGCGCGCCGCGGAGCUGCAAAGCGCACCGCUCGCCCGGGCGCGCCCUGCUGGCCAACGUGCUCCUCAACGGCAGCGUCCUCCUACAGUGGGGCUGGCCUCCCCUGCUGGCCGAGGGAGAAGAAGACGGCGACGACGAGGGAGCCGAAGCUCCCACCUCCUCGGCCGAGCUCGGCCUGCUGCGCGGCUUCUCGCUCUCGUGCUCGUGGGAAGGCGCCUACACGCGUUUCCAGUGCGACCGCGUCCAGCUGGGCGCCGCUUGCCGCGACUACCUGCUGCAGGACGCGCACGGCAGCGUCCGCUACCGCCUCUGCUUGCAGCCCCUCUUCUCCGCCGCCGCCAACGGCACCGAUCCUGAUUCUGCUCCUCCUCCCCGGUGGCCUCCGGAAUGCGUGGAGUUCACCGUGGAGCCGGCCGGCAUGCGGGAGAUCGUGGUCGCCAUGACGGCCGUCGGGGGCUCCAUCUGCGUCAUGCUCGUCUUCAUCUGCCUCCUGGUCGCCUAUCUCACCGAGAACCUCACGCCCCCCGCCGCGCCCGCCGCCAAGAGGGGAAACUGAGGCGGGUUAAGCCCCGAGGAGCGCGCAGUGAGACCCUGGCUGCCCUCGGGUGGACGGGGGAAGAGAGCCCCAGCGAGCAACCUUUGAGCGUGCGCCUCGUGCCGAGGACGCACAACUGUGAUCCCUGCUCCGAAUUACUUUAUGUAAUCACGGGAGUAAGCCAUAACGGGGUGUAGCGUCGGAAGCCCACCCCCCUUUCAGAUUGGUUUCAAAUCGGAUGGGGACCUGUGUGUGGAGAUUCUUGCAUUGCAGGGGGUUGGGCUAGAUGACUCUGGGGUGCCUUCCAGUUCUGCAAUUCUAGUAUUCUUUCAGGUUUGCUUGGCUAUAAAGCCCCCCUCCCCGGGGAUUGCUUUCUGAGUAAGCCUGCCCAGGAGAAAGGGGCUGUGCAGGUGGUAUCCCUGGUCACAUUUACUUGGGAGAAAGCCUGGACUUUAACUGGCGAGCGGAUCCAGUUGCAAAUUAGGGCUGCAAAGGGUCUUGGCCUGAUUGGGGAAGCACUUCUUUUCAAAAUCCUUUUUAGCUCAGUUAAAAGGGUGCCUUCUUUGGAUGAAUGCCACACUUUAAAAAAUAGAUAUAUUUAGGUUAAUUUCUAAUAUUCCCCCUCUUCUCACACAUCGCCUUCAUCCUGAUUUGUUUGCAGGGUGGUUAGACAAUGCCUCAAAGGAAGCGUUGCCCUUCCAGUGCGUUUUCACUGUUACUUUCCUUAUUGCAAAAACUCCAGUCUUUGGGGGAAGCAGGUUUGCUGUGCAAGACCUCCCCACUAUAAUUGGCCAGGCGGUAGGUAGCUCAAUGGUAGAGCAUCUGCUUUGCAUGCAGAAGGUCCCAGGUUCAAUCCCCGACGUCUCCAGCAAGGGCUGGGAAUGUCACCUGUGUCUAAAACCCUGGGUCACUGCUGCCAGUUUGUGUUGCCAAUACUGGAUUAUAUGGACCGAGAGUCAGCUUCCUGCAUUUCUAGAACCUGAAUUUGCUGGUAUGUGAUUGGACCCCGCUCAAAGAGAGCAACGGUCUGGAAGCACCCUAAGAUUUGUGAAGUGGUUAUGAUGGUGAUGGUAGACUGUGCUAGACCAACCCUGUCUGUUGGGGGGGGCAAGGAGAGAGGGAGGCUCCCCUACUUUAUGAAGCAGUGGUUCUGGUCCUCUCUGGCUAGAGACCUCUGGGGGAAGCCCUCAUGCAGUUACCCAGGGCUCAUCUCCACACCUGCGCAUGUCACGUGACAACUGCACCAUCAAGUGAUGACUUGACUUGGAUUUUUGGAUUGUGGGUCAGUCACCACCUAAUAGGAAGUCCACUUGCUGCUUUGAGUGGUGUGAGCUCCCCAUUCACUGCCUUUUCUGGUUCUUUGAGAAAUUUGCAGGUAAAGUCCCACAUGCUCUGUUAACCCCUCACUGACUUCACUCACCUUGCCUGCCUGCACAACGUACAGGUGUUGUAUUUUAAAGAGGCAUCUCCAUUUUGGGGGGAGCAGCCCUUUUUGGUGAGAAGCGGUGGAAAAUGCCUCCAGUCUUGGAGAUCCCAGGGAUAGGGACCAUGUCUGUGGGGCUGCUGGCUAUUAGGAAAGAGACUGGUGUCUGCUCUGGGAGCAGGAGGGGGAUAAGAGGGGAAGCUAGGACCAAGGGGAAUCCCUUGGGUGGGUGAGCAGAAAUAUAAGGGCUAGCUGAAGAUGAUGCUGGGAACAGCUGUGAUGGAACAAAGCAACCUCUGGCUGUGCAUUCAUUUUUCCCCCUCCCCAAAGAAUCCUGGGAACUGUAGUUUGUUCUGGGUGCUGGGAAUUGUAGUGCUGUGCAGCGUAAACUGCAGUUCCCAGGUUUCUUGGAGUGGGGUAUGCUUCAAAGCACUUUGUGUAUGCAGCCUUUGUUUCUUCCCCAUUCAGAAGUCUGUUCUGAAUGCCAAAGCUCAGGUGGUGUAGGAAGUGCAGGAACAAAUGCAAAGUGCCCCUGAGCAUGUGCAGAGUCCACUUCUCCGAGCUAAGCAGCGGUUCCCUCCACCAGCUGGUUGGGGAAGUGGGGGAAGUUGGACACCUUCAGAAAAAGUACAUAAGCAUUUCUCCAUGGCACCUGGCCCCGUUGAAGCAAAGUAGGGUUGCCUCCAUUGCAUCAGCUAUAGCUUAGAGACACACCUGGACUGGUCCAGAAGAUGCAUCUUCUCAUCCAUCAUGUCUGGGACUUGUUAGCCUGCAUCUGGACCAUAGAUGGAAUUGAUGCUUCAAGUAAGGAGAACCAGGCACCUCUCUUCCCCAAGAGUUGAGCUGAAUUCUUGAAGCAGAAAACCCCAGAACUCAAAUGUGAGAAUCUGCCAUCUGAACUUUUGAAGUUUUGAAAAUGCUGUGUUUUAAAAAAAGAUCUCGAAGCAACUUUUUCUAUGCUGUCAUAAUCCAACACCUGCUUAGACGGGGGACAGCGUGUAGCAAUGAGCACAUAUGUGGGUGGCUCUAGGUAUGUCCCCCAAACCUUUGACCUUCAGCACAAAGAAGUAGAUUCUUUUAAAAAAGAAGGGGGGGAAAGUGGUUUUCAGGUUUUAUAUAUGGGGGGGAAAUGAAUUUGAAGUCAUUCGUUUCAAAUUGUUGUCAAACAUCGUUCUGUGUCUAACCGUUCUCAAAUAACUUUAGAGGGAGAUGGAGGCUUCCUUGAAACUAGAGUUUCCCAGAGACGAAAUUCAGGUUUUGAAAGGAUUUUAGAGUUAGACUAGGGGUGGCUAAGAUGAUGACUUCUGGGUGUCCCUGAGGCUUGGGCCCUCCGGGUGUCGCUGAACUACAAUUCCCACCAUCCCUGGCUAUUGACCAUGCUUGCAGGGACUGAUGGGAGUUGUAGACCAACAUGAGUCAGAGGGCACCAGGUUGACUUUCCCUGAGGUCAGACUUUGCAUUAAAGCAGUUGUGAGGAACUUGUGGCUCUACAGACAUUGCUGGACUAAAGCUCCCAUCCUCCCUUGCAAGUGUGGCCAUAGCCAGGGAAGAUGGGAGUUGUAGUUCAGAGACACCUGGCAAGCCAGAAGUUUCCCACACCUGCUUAAAAUAAGAUUGGUAAACGGUUCUGUUGCUUUGUUUGCUGAAUUUUCUCUGGAUUGGUUUCAAGGGAGGAAAAACUUUCAUCUCGCUCAGGUGCUUAGAUAUCGUUUUCUGUUUCUGUGAUGGGAAAACGUAACACAGUGGUGAAAUGGGGAGCAUAGAUGCUCAUUCGAUCAGACUUCCUUGUUUGGGUGGCAGUAACGUGUGUGAAUUUUCUGCCAGUUUUAGUAGAAAGUCCUGCAUCGCCGGGGUUUAGACUAGAUGUCCUUCGGUGUCUCUUCCAGUGCUACUGUUCUAUUAAAUGGUCGCUCUAGGGCAAGGAUAGGAAAUCUGUGGCCCUCCAGAUAUUGUUGGACUAGCGCCGCAGACCACCCGAUGUGGUCUUUAUCUAUCUACCCACCGUAAGGUCCUUCUGCAGGUCGCAACAGUACGGAAAUACAGUAUUAAAAUCAGUUAAAACAAUUGGUAAUUGGAAAAACAGGGUGGGCCCUAGAAAUCUCUAUCGGGUCAAGUUGGGGGACCUCCCAGGUAUGCGCCCCCAGUGAAAAAGCCCUCCUCCUGUGCCUGCUUGCAAGUAAGCAUCACGCCAUGGUGAUAAAUAACUGGACUCCAUUAGUAGUGCCCUUACCAGGCAGUGAAGAAGAAGGUGAUUUUUCAGGUAAUCAGCUCCAGAGUUAUUUGGGGCUUUGUUCGCAGGGAACAGACCCCUAAAACUGGUUGGUGGCUAAAUAGGUGUGGAGCCUGACUUGGUUCCCAUUGGGAUAGCUUAGUCGGUGGAGCACGAGGUUGUGGGUUCGGUUCCCUGUCCUUGUCUAGCCUUGUGGAGGAAGGGCAGGGCUCAGUUAAAGGCCCCGGAGUCUGAAAAGUGAAAACGUGAAGUGUAGUAGAUGCUGGCCCUUUGGGGCAAAUGAGGCAGUGCCCUGCUAACCCCUGGCUGCCCUCUGCCAGGCCGUUCCCACCUCCCUGCCUUCUUACAAUCAGUCCCUGGCUGGCGGCCUUCCUCUUACGGCUUGUAAAACUCAGCAGGGAGGAAGAUGGGGUCAAAACUUGCUUGCCAUUGCCUUUGGCUCCCCCUACUGUUGGCCUCCUGCAUUUCAGCCCGACGGACACCAGUCACUGUCACCGGAGUGAGGAGAACCUUUAAUAAGCAUGAUGUAAAAUUGAGUUACGUGGGUGAUUUCCCCUGUCACCAAUGCACAGAAGCUGUCCUUCUGGCAAAGGCACCUCCCACCACUGUGGUCCACUAACUGUUGUCAACGCUUUGGCCACCUGGCUCUCAGCCCUUCUCGCUUACUGCUUCUGUAACACCCCAGUUGUCGCCAUGCUGUGGUAUUAACUAUCUUGUGCCUUAAGUGUCCCCCCUCCCUUUGUGCUCUCUCCACACCCACCACACACACACCACACACACACACACCACUGGUUUCCGCUCCAUCAGUUUUACGGGAUAACAAAUACUUUGCUGUUGUCUCUUUUACAGUAGCUGUAAAGGCAUUUUAGUUAACAAGCUGUUAAAUUACGUUUAAUUGGUUUAAUUUGGUUUGUUGGUGAUUUCCCCCACCACCACCAAAAAAAAGCAAUUGCCAGAUCUCAUUGUAGGAGAUCUGUUUGAGGACCUUUGAAUGGUAGCUGUGGUUUUCUCUUUUUUUGGUUAGCACAAUCUGUGUCUAGUCGUUCGGCAUUUCUACAGCAAUACCAAUGUGUGUAGAUUGUUUUAAAAACCGUUUCUGCUAGUUCCCCCCAUGUUAACAGAUGGGAGCUGUGCCCCAUAGAGAAUAACUAGCCCAAGGCUAUAUGCCGUGUUCCCAGCUGAUUUAUUUUGUCAUUUUUUAAAAUAAAAAAACACACACAUUAUAAUGAAUGCUUUUGGGAGCAAACACGCAAAGUGGCUUACACACAAUUACAUAUGUAUUAAAAAUCAGUUUCUGGAUCCUGUCUCUUUGUCACCGUGUGGCGUGACCAAGAAAUGGAAUUCAGGGUGGAGCUAUGCAAAUAAGGAGCGGGCUCGAUUCUCAGUGGCUCCCAUUACCUUCUGUCAGGAGCAAAUAAAAGUUAAUAAAAACAA